This is a messenger RNA of Pomacea canaliculata, 2065 nucleotides long. RefSeq lists its product as uncharacterized. The record is from RefSeq and is a predicted model, not a curated record. Lineage: Eukaryota; Metazoa; Mollusca; Gastropoda; Architaenioglossa; Ampullariidae. Gene Ontology annotation, cellular component: membrane. Gene Ontology annotation, molecular function: wide pore channel activity.
ACAGGUCUCGCUAUCAGACAGGUGCCUCGCUCCCAGGACCUAUUCAAACCUUUAACACUAACUUUCAUUUUAUUGUUCCUUAGAUAAUGCAGUAAGUCUUACAUCAGGACUUCUACCAUUCAGUUUCUUCAAUUCUCCGCACUGCUCUCAAGGGACCAUGUACAUUCUGUUGUGGGCGUGGCUACUCUGGAAGGGGGCGUGGUGUGCGAGCCCAGAGCCGGGCGUGGCUAGCAGCGGCUACGUAGGCAUUGGUUACAACCUGUUGACAGCCAACCCCGAGGGCGGCGAGCAGUCACAGGGUGGAGCUGACCCCGGUCUUCUGUUGACACGACAGGUGUUGGAUGUGUCCGACCCUCGGCCGUACAGCAGCAGCACCGCCACAACUGCGUCAUCCAGCGCAGUCUCCAUGUUCUACGGGGCCAGGACGUACCAGCAAAAACUGCAGGCAGACGUGAACGUGGGAGGGGUAAAACAAUAUCGGUGGGGUCUGGACAUUGGAAAGAAGAUAUUUGUCUCUGAGUUCCCCAUAUUGUCCCAGGGUAGUGACUUCACCUACUCCAUCACUCCAGGCCCAAAUGAUGCUGCAGGACUGGCAAACUUCGCCUUUACCCUCAGCCCUCGUUUUGCCGACACCCAGAACGAGACGGCCUUGACCCGCCGCGUCUUCCGGGAUGAGCAGACGGUCUGUAACCUGGGAAACGCGCGCUUUGCGGAGGAGCUGGCUGAGUGGCUGAACAUCAGCAUCACCGACAACUUUGCCGCCGCUGCCUGUCGGCUACCGGAAGUCUACAGCAGAGACAUCUACAUGGACUUCUUAGAUGACUGGGGCACCCACAUGACAAUGGAGGUGGACCUCGGUACACGAGUGAUACAGCGCUCGGAGACAUCGAUGUUGGAGUUCGUGCACCUCGUAGAAAGAACGUCCGGCGAAGACCUGAGGGUGGGCGGUUCGUAUCUGGGCUUCGGCGCUUCCCUGGAGGUGAAUUUCCCGAGCUUCACGGCUCGGGACGUCGCCGAUCUGACGUUCGGGAACUACGUCGCCACUCUCCGUUUGGGGUCACAGGCCAAGCCAGAACCAAUCAGCAUCAAGAUAGCUAGUAUAGACCAUGCUCUCGAUCCCAGAUACUGGUGGCGACUGCCGGAAAUGACCGCACACGGCCUUUGUAACGCGACCUUCGACCCUAACGUCACUGCCACGAACUUGCGUCGGGCGCUGUCCGACUACGCCGCCUACAAGAUGGCGCUAGAAGUCACAGAUCCACCCCUAAGGAUCCCUCUGUCCUGGCCCCGAGGUACCUAUGGCCUGAUGAAGGCAGUGAGCGGAUGUCCCACCACGGAGGAGUCACGUGGCUUGAGGGCUGGCGUUACGAGGACACAGAGGAUCCUUUCACACAGAACGAAAUUUCUUCGCCCAUUCCUUGCAGGAAUCUGGGUAACGGACGGCAACCUGCGCCUGGAGUUCUGCAUCAAAGGCACCGACCAGGUGAGCGAAUGGGACGUGGACUGGCCUGCAGGUGACUACUGCAUCCUCAAGUACAAGACCUGUCCGGCAGGCUUUAAGGACGGCUUUAUCCAGUUUAACGAUCAGGACAUUUCAAACAACAAGGCGGGAGGUACCUUGCCUGAUGGCGUGUACGACGGCAACACCAAGAUCUUCUUCUGCUGCAGGAACGACGCCUCACCCACCGUCACCCAGCCCUUGUAUCUUCCACCCUCCAUCCCUUUCUUCUUGGUGCGAUACUCGGGUGGGUGUCCGUUCGUGCACAACAUGGCGGUGCGCGAGGAGACAGUGUGGUGGGACGAGGCCAUCAACACCGUCUUCAGCCCCUCCCCGCGCCAGGGGGGCGCUCACCCCUUCGACGACGGCGACAGCAGCAACCAUCGCCUGCACUUCUGCUACUACUCCCCCAACGGAUCGAACCCCGACACGCCUGUGGGUUAAAGGCCUACAAGGCAGGACUUUUUUCUCUCCAAUCAUAGGUACUGCUCAGUGCAUGAAGCUAUUCCCCAGCAUCCGGGUAACUGUCCCAUUUUCCCUUCUCCUCUUGUCGGUCUGCAAACAUCA